AUGCAGCUGCCGCCACUGUCAGUCAUACUGAGCUGGCCAGCCCCCAACUAUCACGACCCAGUAACGCGAGGGCCAGCCCUUGUCAUAGUCAACUCGAUCUUCAUAGCACUAACAUUCCUGAUUUUGUUCGCAGUGGGCCUCACAAUUAUUGUCCUCUUGGCGAACAAAUCGUACGGAUGGGAUAGACAUGUUUGGGACAUACCAGUUUCCAAGUUUGUUCCAACAUACAAAAUCGCCAUGGCGGCCAAGGUAAUCUUCACAGCGGCAGCAACCUUCACAAGACUCUCUCUCCACUGCUUCUACUACCGUCUGGUCUCUGAUUCUGGGAAAUUAUGGUUCAGGUGGCUGGUCCACUUUAAUGUUUUCUACACAAUCGGCAUCUUUAUAUCAUUUAUCUUCAUCGCGAUAUUUCUUUGCGUGCCCGUCAGAAAUUACUGGACUCUUGGCGCGCCACCAGAGACCUGCUUGGAUGAAGCAAGUGUAACUCUAAUUGUUGGAAUAAUCAACUGUGUUGCAGAUCUUCUGACGACAGUGACACCUAUUCCUUUGGUGCUGCGCCUACAAAUGCCUCUCCAUCAACGUCUCGCCGUGGCUUUUUUCUUUGGCAUGGGCUUCAUAGUGACUGCUGCCGGUAUCGUGCGAACCUGGUUCAUAUAUCGAAGUCUUUUCAACGAAUGGGAUCAAACAUGGUAUGCGUAUCCAUUAUGGAUUGCAGCUGCCGUAGAGAUUGAUCUGGGAGUGAUGUGCGCGUCAGCUCCCGUCCUCAAGCCACUGCUCGCCAAGAUACCCUGGAGUCUGUCCGGAGCGCUGACAGGAGGCCUAUCUUUCAAGAAAUCGUCACUCGGCACCUCCAAAACACUUACGGCCGGUCAAUCAGCAGCCUUCAUGUCAAAACGAAGAUCCACCGCUCCCCAAAGCGUACCAGAGCUCAUGCAUGACAAAGGUCAUAGUUACGAGAUGAAAAAUUGGGAAGAUGCGACACCAGGAAGGAUGGACACCGAUUUAGAAAGAGGCAACGAAGAGACGGUUCCCAAAGAAGAGGAAAGGCCAAAGAGUGGCAUGAUGUGCUGGCUACAAAAACUUCGGCCAAACUACUCGGCGACAAACAAGGGCCGGGACAUGACAAUCACCUUGACCAGCCAAGUGGAGCUAAAGAGCGAACCUGUGGUAUCGCGCGAUGGUCCAGCGAGCCCAUACAAGUCUUUUCACGACAAUCAUAUGCCGCUUCCACCAUCGGGACCUGCACGAGCUACGCCGACCGACGAUCGAAUAAGAAAUUCCGGUAGUUGGGUAUGACAGCGGUAGAGC
Molecule: messenger RNA, 1308 nt
Organism: Bipolaris maydis ATCC 48331
Lineage: Eukaryota; Fungi; Ascomycota; Dothideomycetes; Pleosporales; Pleosporaceae
Source: RefSeq, a predicted model, not a curated record